Molecule: messenger RNA, 1669 nt
Organism: Coregonus clupeaformis (lake whitefish)
Lineage: Eukaryota; Metazoa; Chordata; Actinopteri; Salmoniformes; Salmonidae
Product: SAP domain-containing ribonucleoprotein
Exons: 11
Coding region: 191-811 (206 amino acids)
Biological process (GO): poly(A)+ mRNA export from nucleus
Cellular component (GO): nucleus
Source: RefSeq, a predicted model, not a curated record
GGAAUGACGAAAAAAGACAGUGAAAAUCUUCAAGCAAAGCUUCGGAAGAUGGCAGCACCACUGAACAUUUCUACGGUUUCACACGAGUACAAGCGGCAUACAGCCAAUCAUCGGUCGUUUUUAUUAUACGUUUCCCUAAAACGUAUUACCAUUGGAUGAUUUUCUUCCGCUCUUACCCUAUACAAAGAAGAUGGCUGGGGUUGUUGAACUCCAGAAAUUGAAGUUGGCUGAGCUCAAGCAGGAGUGUGCUGUGAGGGGUUUGGGCGUGAAAGGCAACAAAGAAGAUGAGGUGAACGAAGAGGAGGUUUUGGGAGAGUUAGAGGAUGAUCCUAAAGAGGAGGAAAUCAGUGAAACACCUGCAGAAGAGGCAGCAGAAGAGGCAGCAGAAGAGGCAGUAGAAGAGGCAGCUGUACCUGAAAAGGAUGCUGAGAAGAAAGUUGUGAAAAUCACUGCCCCAUCAGUUGCGGAUGAGAGGCUGCAGAAGAGGGCGGAGCGUUUCAACCUGCCUGCCACUGCUGAUAGUAAGAAAGAGGCCCGCGCUGCCAGAUUUGGUUUACCGGCUCCAACACCGGCUUCCACACCAGGUGCAGCAGUUGCAAAUAGUAAACUAACUGUCAGCGUUGAGGUCCUGAAGAAGCGGGCAGAGCGCUUUGGCAUGAACGUCUCCUCUGUCGCCAAAACGGUUGAAGUCGACGAGAAGCUGAAAAAGAGGAAGGAGAGGUUUGGGAUUCUCACUGCUGCUGCUGUAGUUGGGGCCGAAGAUAGCGAGGCAAAGAAGAGGAAACGAGCAGAACGAUUUGGAAAUAAUUGAUCCAAUUGGACAUUUCUACUUUUUUAAAGAUUUCAUUUUGUAUUUUUUAAACUUGUUACUCUUGUUCUACAGUGGUAAAAUACCAACCUGUGCUGUUCAGUAAGAAAUAAUGUUUACAGUAUGUAAAAGUUUAGAAAUUAAAGAUAUUAUCCAAUUUCCCACAAGUGUCCUAAUAACCCUUGAGUAAACUUGUCCUAUUGCUGUUGGGAAAUAAGUCUGUGUACACCAUUAGGGGUUAAAGGAACUCUGUAGGGGAGAAGGGUUUGAUGUUCCCUGGCAGGGAUUUGGGUGUGUCCCAGCCCCAUUGGAUAAUGACUAAGCAAUUUAUAGCUAAACCUGUCAAUAGUCUCCUGCGAACCAGGUGGUAUGGUACCACUGCUCCAGGUUUGUGACAUUUGUCACUCAAUGGACAUGCUGUAACAAGUGUGGAGGCACUAAGCAACUGUUCAGUUGGAAAUUCAUUGUUAAAUCAGAUAUCCACUUCAAUAGUUUGCCAGUUUGGAUUCCUGGCUGCACACUUAAGCUAACUUUAUAAUCAUCUUACAGUAACUUAAUUGUGCUAUACAAUACAUUUCAGACACUUUGGGAUGAUUUAGGCAUAGCAUUUCAAACAUGCUAUAUUGACUUGGCAUUGGUUUUUGGCAGAAAUACUAGUUGGCAUUUGGUGAUGUGAGCCAGGUAAACACAAACAUGGAUUGCGGUCUCUGCUUGUCCAAAGACUACUUUCAUAUUGGUUUCCUUACACUGUGAUUUUUUAUUUGGGCGAACUAUCCCUUUAACACGAUUGCUAAGUGGGUUUGUAAACAGUUAAUAAUGAGUACAUCGUUUCUAGAUCUGUAAUAAAACAUGUGACUGUUA